AUGAGUGGCUACGUACCCCCUCCCUGGCAAGCACCUCCUCGUCGAACCGGCGGAUGGAAUGAUCCUCGCUUCUCGCAGGCGCCGCAGCAUCAACCUCAAUAUCAGUAUCAGCAGCCACCGCCGCCGCCGCAGACUUCUGCACAAUCACCCAUCUCUCCAAUUAACCCACAAGCCUUCGCCUAUCAUCCGCCUGACCCGAACCAAUCCGCCGGCGUUGGUAGCGCUCCAGGAUACACGAAUACGUAUGAUACGUCUACCUGGGGUGUGAAAUAUAAUCAAACUCAGACACAGCCUCAGCAAUGGCAGGUUGCAGAGGAGAGACCUCCAGCACUUCCACCGCGUCCAGGGAGUGCCGCGCCUAACCCUCGGCCUCAGUCCGCAGCACCGACAGAUCAAUGGCAACAGAACUAUGGCACGCAGCCGUCGGCUCCUUCGUCUUCGCAGACCCACCAACAGCAGCCGUCGUGGUCGACGUCCUACAAUCAGCAAGAGCCUUAUGGCCAUGCCAUACCACCUCCGCCGCCACCCAAACCACCGGUGUACGAAGCACAGACGCAGCAGCAGUACCAGCAGGCGAAUCUGCCUCAUGAGCAAUACUCUCAUCGGCCCAUGACCCAUCACUACGACCCUUCAAAUCAGACCAAUUAUAGUCAGCAGCAGUACGGUCUGCAUGCAUCUACAUCUGGGCCACUUCAAGACGCUGCCCCAGUCUCUCCGAUUGAGCCAGACCAGCACAAGUGGCACCAGGGCCCCGGAGUGAUGCAAGCGCCUGCUACGCCCGGAGAGAGCCAGUUCCAUUCAACAGCUCUGGGAUCUUAUGGAGGACCUUCGGACUGGGAGCACUUUGGGGAUGGUUCCACCGUUAGUCCCACGUUGACAUCACCAUCGCAAGCUCACGCAGUACCCGUAUCCAUUGCUCCUACCAUUGCAAACUCACCCCCACCAAUGCGGCCAACAACGGCUAGCCCACCACCGAUAGCAGAUUACAAUCAGCCUCCGCAACCCACGCAACAAGACAGUGGAAGCUCAUCCGUGCCCUCUACAAGCAUCAGAAGGACUGAUACUAUUGACGGUCUUAUCAACGCCUGGAACGCGCCGUUGAACGUCGGACCGAAGACUAUUCGCGAGGAUGCUCAACGGCCUCAAUCCAGCGGUUCCAACCAGGAAGUACCUAGAGAACGCGUCAUUGAAGUAGUGAAGGAAGUCGAGAAAGUUGUAGAUCCGUACCAAGAUCUGGAGCCCGAGUUCCGGGCAUCGCUGAAGCGAUAUGCUGAGAUGCUGCGGAAAGAGGCAGCUGCCGACACCGAUGAGGAGAAAUUCGCGGCAUUCGAAGCCUUCAUCAAGAAGGAGUUGCGCCUUCGCGCGAUGCUCUACGGCAUGGAUUCUCCUUUGCAACUCAUCAAAACACAUGAAAAGUCUACGCCUCCCGUGCCAGCAAGCGUACCAGUUGAGAAGCCGCCAAACGUAGAGCCACCCGCUGCCCCUGUGUUAGCUCCAGCUGCACCUGUACCCGCAGAGGUAAACCAAGAGCAGAGACCUGACAAUAGUGUGCGGCCAGCUACGCCAACAACGACCGAGAAGCCACCAACGAAUAUGCCUGAUAAAGGAGUCUCUUCGCGGGAAAACCCACCCGCCGGCGCAGUCACGAGUUAUGUCCCUACUGUUGGCUCAAUGGCUGCGAUGCUUAAAGAUUCACCCGUCAAAGAUGAGUCUUUUGUUAUGGUCAGCGCUGAUGAUGGUGAAGAGUAUAGCCCGGGUGGUCGGCCGCGUAUGAAGAAAGGUCCGGAAGAGGCAUACAGUCCCGGUGGAAGGCCCAUUGUGAAACCUAGCAAUGCACCCAACACGGCAAAGAAGGCAGUUCCAGAGCUGAGCAUACCGACAAAGCCUCCGCCACAACCAGCAGCGACAUCUCCGGGUGCGAACGCGCCCAUGGUCCUGGAGGACUAUAUCAUGCCAGGGUUACCUUCGCCAGGCGCUAAUGCCCCGAUGUUAGUCGAGCCCCCAACACCAAAUCCAGCUUCAGCGUCAGCCAAUGCACCAACUGUAGUGGAGAAUUCUAUGAGCAGCAAUGCAUCCAAGCGGUCAAGUACAACGUCCAACAAGAAAUUUGAGCCGCAAAGACCUGCCUACACGCCUUUCAGGUACAGUCCGGCUGUUCAAGGGCCUUCCUUGCCUGCUGAUCAAUCCUAUUCAUCGCUACGUAAAGAAGGCGAGGAUUCUGGAAGGCUACUGAGGCACGACUCAGCGUCUGGUUCGACCACGACUGUCUCUGGAGCCCUGGGUCCUGCAGCGGCAUUGCAGCCUGGAAAGAGGAUGCAGGACGAGGCAUUUAUAGGGUUAAUUCGACAACAAAGCAAAGCCGUACGAAAGUCUCCUCAGAAGCCUUCAGCAAUUCCACCACCGAUACCACAAUUACGUCUGGGAACGCCCGCAAGAGCCACUACUCCUGCAGCCAAUGCAUCUCGAACGACAACCCCGAUAGCCUCUCUCCGGCCUGGCACUCCGGCUGUACCUAAUGAUCUUCAAGGCGCUGUGGUCGCGUUGAGGGCCACCGUGCCUCACACAGUACCUGAUAGCUAUGGCCUUUCAACGCACAAAGAAGUGAACACCAUCAAGGCGAAAACUGAGUCGAUAGUGGAUCAAUUCGCAUUCAUACACCAAACUGUAGUUGAUUGGGAUAAAGGCAACCGCGUCGUCAGAAAACAGCUUGACGAGGAACGAAGCCACCGACAAGCCGAUUCCGAGGCAAGAAUUGAUGAUAUGUUCAAUGACAACGAAAUCGGAUAUGCCGACAUCGGCGACUUGGAGGCCGAAUUCAAGCUCUCUGAGGCCAAGCUCAAGUAUGACGAAGACAAGGACGAGCUGGACUCCUUCACACGAGACGUGCAUGGUGUUAUCAGCAGCAAACUUCAGCAGGAAUUGUCAGAGCUCAAUGCGCAGUACACGCUUACGAUCGACCUGCUAGACCUAAAAAGCACACCAGCAAGUCAAUGCCUGAUCAAAGAUGGCGAUAAUGCCGAAAUGGGCAUCGUCAUGAACCUGGCCUUGUCCAUCUUCAACAAAAUCGAGCUCCGGUGCCAGAAACUCACCGAGGCGGAUGUUGAGCGCGAAAGGCGACGCAAGCGGCUAGAACUCACAGUCCUCUACACGAACGGGGAUACCCAAGGAGUCAAGGCCCUCGAGGCUGAAUUUGCGGUGGCAGAGAAGAUGCAAGUGUUGUACGAGGCCAGAGCAAGAGACACUCGAGCUAACAAAUUGAUGGAUGCCUUCGACCGUGCCACUGUGAGAGGAUUAGGUGACAAUCAGACAUAUGUGGACGACAUGCUGCCCAAGGUCCGGAGGCUUCGCGAGAUGGUGUUCAGGGAUACCUUCCAUACCCAGGAGCUGCUAUACGGGCCAGACGGGGUGCGCGAGACAUUGGCCGCGGCGCAGAAAGCGAUCGACUUCGUGCUAGCUGACUCCCAAAAGCUCCUCACGCUUUCCAACGUGGCAGACAAGCUUCUCAACGACGCAGACUACUCCGUGUCCGUGGCAGAGGCGCGAGUCUCAAAUGCCGACCGGGCCACAUAUCAAAAGCUCGGUGAAGAGAAAGAAAAAGAGGACAAUAAGAUUGCCGAGGACACCAAUUCACGGAUGAGCGCGAUCGGCAAGGGGCCAGAAGAAGCUAUCGAGUUGAUCCGAGAGGUAGUUGCACGAAUAGGAGACGACCCGGAGCAUCAGGACAGGAUCAAACGAGCAUUGGAGGCUGCCAAGGAGCGGAAUAAAGAUGGCGUGGCGGAGGAUGGUUCAUGA
Cyphellophora europaea CBS 101466 is the source of this 3792-nucleotide messenger RNA. RefSeq lists its product as uncharacterized. The transcript has a single exon. Bases 1 to 3792 code for a protein of 1263 amino acids. Lineage: Eukaryota; Fungi; Ascomycota; Eurotiomycetes; Chaetothyriales; Cyphellophoraceae. The record is from RefSeq and is a predicted model, not a curated record.